Hyposmocoma kahamanoa is the source of this 2276-nucleotide messenger RNA. Its product is annotated as sucrose-6-phosphate hydrolase-like. Gene Ontology annotation, biological process: carbohydrate metabolic process. Bases 1 to 1464 code for a protein of 487 amino acids. Lineage: Eukaryota; Metazoa; Arthropoda; Insecta; Lepidoptera; Cosmopterigidae. The transcript has a single exon. Gene Ontology annotation, molecular function: beta-fructofuranosidase activity. The record is from RefSeq and is a predicted model, not a curated record. Gene Ontology annotation, cellular component: cytoplasm.
AUGGCGAGUCCAAGGUUGUUAUUCGUAUUGUCAUUAGUAGCAUUUAUAAAUGGCCAAGUGGUCAAACAAACGGAAAGUGCUAUAGAAGAACUAGAAAAGUACAUACAAAACAAAAAACCGGAGAUAAAUCAAAGAUACAGAUUGCAUUAUCAUGUCGCUGCUCCUGUAGGAUGGAUCAACGACCCAAAUGGAUUUUCCUAUUACAAGGGCGAAUACCACCUUUUCUACCAAUUUUAUCCUUACGACAGUGUGUGGGGUCCAAUGCAUUGGGGACACGUGACAAGCCCUGAUCUGGUCAAUUGGAAAUGGCUGCCAACUGCGUUGAUUCCUGGAGAAGAAUAUUGCUUCUCAGGUAGUGCUGUUGUUGCCGACGAUACAAUGGUCCUUAUUUAUACGGCCCACAUAGAUGAUGGUAAGCACGUUAACCAAUCCCAAUACCUGGCUUUUAGUGAAGAUGGUGUGAAGUUUGUAAAGUAUGAAGGAAACCCAGUGAUACCUAGGUCACCUAAUGGGUCACCCGAUUUUAGAGAUCCGAAAGCGUGGAGACAUGGAGAGUACUGGUACGUCAUUAUUGGAAGCAAGACAGACGAUGGAAGAGGCAGAGUUCUUCUUUACAGAUCUUCGGAUUUGUUUGAUUGGGAAUUUUUGACUGUGUUGGGUGAAUCUGACGGGAAAUUGGGUUAUAUGUGGGAGUGCCCGGACUUUUUUGAGCUGGAUGGAAAGUUUGUGCUUUUGAUGUCACCUCAGGGCAUUGAACCGCAAGGUGACAGAUACAAAAACCUUCACCAAACUGGAUAUAUUAUAGGAAGUUUCAAUUAUGCUACAUUUGAGUUUAUACCUGAAGUAGAAUUCCAAGAACUAGACUAUGGCCAUGAUUUCUAUGCUGCUCAGACGACUGAAAACGAUGGUAGAAGAUAUGUUGUUGGUUGGUUUAAUAUGUGGGAAGCACCACAUCUAGAAGAAACAGAUGGUUGGUCUGGAGCUAUGACAAUUGUAAGAGAAAUGGAGCUUUAUGAAAAUCGUAUCUUGAUGAAGCCUGUUAAAGAUAUGGCGAGCUUGAGAGAAGAAGAAGGAUACAUAGCUGGCGAUUGGAUGACAAACCAAGACCUUAGUUUUGAUAAGACAGCAGAAAUUUUAUUUGAAAACAGUUUGGAUAAGAACGUAGAGCUAUUACUGACUGGGAUUGAUGGUGGUCAAAAGGUUUGGUUACGUUGGAGUCCAACAACCAAGAAAGUAUCAGUUGACAGAGGAAACAAUGACGUUAGACAAGUUGAAUGGGUUCCCACUGAGAAUAAAUCCUGGAGAAUAUUCCUAGAUGCCAGUACUUUGGAGCUGUUUUGUGGAGAAGGAGAAGUAGUGUUCAGCAGCCGUGUGUACCCUGACGGCGGAUGGAAGGUCACCAAUUUGAGUAACCAGACUUUGAACGUGGAAACGUUUAAAUUGAAAAGAAGUAUCCCAGUAUAGAUUUUGAACAAAAACCUUAUUUUAUAAAGUCAUGAAGUGAUUAAUCGAGAAUACACGUAUUAUUUAUAAUUAUAUAAAAUAAUGAUAUUUUUGUGUGUUGCCCCUGAGGUAAAAAGGUUUUAGGCCUGACUCGCCGGAGGAGAAGUGGGAACAACUGUUUUGUUAAAUCGAAUAGUUUAGGAGUCUUCGAAGAAAACUCAUACGUUUAACGACACGCCGUACCGCCCAUUGCCGAGCUAGUCGCCAUCGGACGCUUGUCGACACAAGAUCUGUGUAAAAUUUUGCCUUUGAAAAUUUCCAAAAUGGAUUUUUAUUGUAAAAUUUUAUUAAUUUACAUGCAUAUGUAAUGUAAUGUGGACCGAUCGGGAAAUGUAGACCGAUUGUACCGAAGAGCAAUUUUGGCCUAGUAUAUUUAAGACAAACACCACAUACGCUGCUCUGAUUCGUACCCCGUACCAUAAACAUCCAGACCCGAGACAAUAUAGAAAAGUUAUUUUCUUCACUGACCCGGCCGGGGAUCGAACCCGGGACUUUAGAGAUGAUGGCGACGCUAAGUUUUAAUCGUAAUCGGUCCACAAAAAAGCAUACGCCUAACAUACAUUAAAGAAAGCAGCCGAAUUAAUUGUUUUUGAAGUCGGUUAAAUAAUAUUGAAAAAUCUACCGGUUUAACACGUAACAGGGCAAUAAAGAUUUGAUAUUAACAUUGACUUACAAUUAUAUGGACGUCGGGUCCGCGCUAAAAAGUGUCCGCACUUGUAAGGCGCUAAAAUCGUAUACAGAGCGCCAAACUCCGCUUUAGUCUUCAUUUGUUC